Messenger RNA from Leucoraja erinaceus (little skate), 3791 nucleotides. It is a transcript of the gene slc38a9, whose product is annotated as solute carrier family 38 member 9. Gene Ontology annotation, molecular function: amino acid transmembrane transporter activity. The record is from RefSeq and is a predicted model, not a curated record. NCBI's taxonomy places the organism in Eukaryota, Metazoa, Chordata, Chondrichthyes, Rajiformes, Rajidae. The coding region runs from base 71 to 1966 and encodes 631 amino acids. The transcript has 15 exons. Gene Ontology annotation, biological process: amino acid transmembrane transport.
AUUACUAUUUCUUUGCAGAAGUAAUCCCGGACGGGACGGGACUGGACUGGAGGCGACAACCAAAGACCAAAUGCUCUGGUAUCUUUAUCUUUGGCGACAACAAGACAGCGCACGCGAAGGCCGAGCUCGCCGCGUCACGGUGAAGGAGCGCGGGGUCACGUGGCCCGUGCACCGGGCUGGGGUCACGUGGUCACAGGCGCUGUGCACCGGGGAGGCGGCGGCGGCGGCAGCGGCGCGAGCGACACCGGCGGCGCCGUUAACGGCAGCAGCGCGAGCUCCCCAGAUCCUAAUAAACAGUAAAAUGGAUGAUUUUGAGCCUCUGUUACCUGAUGUCAUUACUGAUAAAACACCUGAUGUUGAACAUGGAGGCAAGCCGGAAUUAAAUUCAAGAAGACCUUUUCAUGUGCCACGCAACAACCUGCAUGGCAACAUAUCCCCAAAUGAGCAGGUAACAGCAGAAGCUUCAGCAAUGAACAGUCGUAUACAGUAUUAUAGCAAGUUGACCACUACGCACAAAACACUGGUACCACCUCAUCAUGUAAUUCCAUCUGAAGAGGAAAUUUAUGUUUACAGUCCUUUAGGUAGUGCUCUGCAAUUUGAAAGCAGCAUAGAUGGGUUUGGAAAGAAUCCCAGCAUAGUGACUAUAUUUUCUAUUUGGAAUACCAUGAUGGGUACAUCCAUAUUGAGCCUUCCUUGGGCAUUGAAAGAGGCAGGAUUUACUUUUGGGAUUAUCUUGAUCAUUCUAAUGAGCAUGCUGAUGCUCUAUUGUUGUUAUCGAGUAGUGAAAUCUCGACAGACAAUAGUUCAUAUCGAUACAUCAAGCUGGGAAUUUCCCGAUGUCUGUAAAUAUUAUUUCGGUUCCUUUGGCCAGUGGUCCAGUCUUUUUUUCUCUGUAAUUUCCUUGUAUGGAGCCAUGAUUGUUUACUGGGUCCUUAUGUCCAAUUUCCUUUACAACACUGGAAUAUUUAUUUACAAUCAUGUUCACAAUAUGUCAGAAGUAAACCAUGUUUUGAGUACAAAUGGAAGUUAUAAAGUUAUUUGUCCAAACCCACCUGGAGUUCAUGUGAUAAAUUCCACAGACAUGUCCAUCAUCGUCAGCAAUGACACAGCCUUCCAUGAGUUUCAGAAGUGGUGGAGUAAAACAAAUGCUGUUCCUUUCUACCUCAUUUUACUAUUAUUGCCCCUUCUCGGCUUCAAAUCUGCUUCAUUUUUUGCAAGGUUCAAUAUUCUAGGUACAAUUUCAGUUGUCUAUUUAAUUAUUUUGGUAACGCUGAAGGCGGCACAACAAGGCUUUCACUUGGAAUUCCAUUGGUUUGAGUCUACAAAUAAUUUUGUCGCAGAAUUUAGAAUAUCUUUCCCACACCUGACUGGAGUCCUUGCACUUGCUUUCUUCAUUCAUAAUUGUGCCAUCACCCUUCUAAAGAAUAACCAACAUCAAGAAAAUAAUAUUCGAGAUCUUUCCAUUGCUUAUCUACUUGUGGGAUUAACCUAUCUAUAUGUUGCAGUGAUGACAUUUGCUGCAUUUCCCUCACCAGAAUUACCCAAAGAUUGUAUUGAACCGAACUUUUUGGACAAUCUAUCAAGCAAUGAUAUCACAGCCUUCAUUUCCCGAGUUUUCCUGCUGUUUCAGAUGACCACUGUUUAUCCAUUGUUGGGCUACCUCAUCAGAGUACAAUUACUGGGUCAUUUGUUUGGAAAAGUGUAUCCCAGCUUUGUUCACGUGUUCGUUCUAAACAUCGUGAUUGUGUGCAGUGGAGUUCUAGUAGCAAAGUUUUAUCCCAAUAUCGGCAGUAUUAUCAGGUAUUCGGGAGCAACAUGUGGCCUUGCCUUUGUAUUUGUUUAUCCAUCUCUUAUUCACAUGAUAUCGCUUCAACGCAAAGGACAGCUGAGUUGGCCAUCAACAAUUUUCCAUUGUUUUCUGAUGGUACUAGGUGUGGCUAAUCUAAUUGCACAGUUCUUAAUAUGAUACUGACCAAAAGAAAUACUAAAUUUUAAGGUGCCUCAUUAAUUGAAUUAUUGGUUUUCCUGGAGAAGAAUUCUAAACUUUAUAUACUGUUCUUAGUUAUGCUGAUAAUUACUGUUUAGUGGGAUAUUUGAUUUGAUCAUUGUCAGAAACAAAGAGUCACAUUUCUCCUUUUUUACAAACCAUUCCAAAAAUUCACGAGCUGCAAAUAAUGUGCAUGCUUUGCACUGUGAUAUUUAUUUAAUUGGAUCACAAUGUCAAUUAACGUAUGGUGCUUCUCAACCUAUAGAAAGGAAGUGGAUUCCAUUGAAUGUAUUUAGCCAAAUAAUCCUGAUAAAACACAGCACAAAGUCACUAAUGCACUUCACAUUAAAAGCACAAUAUCUGUUUAUUUUUUAAAUCCUUGUCCUUCCAAGGGACAUCACUUUUGGGUAACUACAAGUGCCAAAGGAAAUUACUUUUCAGUGUUCUAUUGGACUGAAACAGUUAUCCUUUGUCACUGCAUGUGGUACUUUGGUGUAUCAUGAUAAAGUAGGAACAUUGUCCAAUUGGAACAUUGGAGUGGAUUAUAGAGGUUUGGUCUAUUGGUUUAAAUUGGUAUUAAGUGUAUGAGUAACUUGAUUCGAGCAACCAUCUAAUUUGCUGCUAACCAAGUCCAUGUACAAUUCAUUUUAGUAGACUACCAUUUUGAACAUGUGUGUUACGGGAAACUGUCAUGCUCUAUUUUUUUGCACCUGGUUUUUUCUCACUUAUUUGGCUAAAUGUGUUAGCCUAACUAUUGUUUGGGAACUUGGUAUGAUUUCCAACUUGCUAUUUAUAUUUCUGUUUUGCUUACAUAUGUAAAAGUAUACUUUCAAAUGCUGUACUAAACUGAACUGUUUCAAUGAUGUGAAUAAUCCUGCUAACUUCAGCAUAAUGUAUGAAUUUGAAUCCUGAUAUAAAGAAGUCUUGACAUCUUGUAAAAAAGCUUCCUUAAUUUUGAAUGCCAUUCGUAAAAGUAAAACUAAAAUAUUGAGUUGCAAGAUUUGGAAUAAACCUAAGCUGUGUUGUCCUUGCUGAUACAUUUGCACUUGGCUGAUCAGAAUAUGACUGGCACUAAAGAUGAUUUUUUUUUUUUGUAAUUGUAUUGGUAAUACUUUCAAACCGGCAGGUCAAUUUGAACUACAGUCUGAAAAAUAGGAAAAAGGGAAUUUAUAAAACUCAAUGUAAUUUAUUCUUUGGUUAUGUUAAUGAUACGGAAUGAAUAUGAUCUUUUUUUAAUAGUGAUCAUCCUGUGAUGGAGCACAUUUAACAUCCUGUGAGGAAGUGAUAUUUCCUCCACGCCACUGAAUCAGAUUUUAGCUGCUCUACUCUGGGUAAAUGAGCAACCAUGUGGAGUGGUUCAUUGGCAAUGCUCGUCAUUAGUAUUACAUGCAUGAGAGUAAGUAGAUUCUAGCAUCAGUCUCUAAUGUGUGGAUACAUAUAUCCAUCUACAAUUUAUUUUAAUAAACAAUAAUUAUGAAUGUGUUUGAAUUUUAGUGGUAACCCUCCAUUUCCUCAUUUUGGGAACCAAAUAUUUCCCAAAUAAUUUGCCUGGAAGUGUUGGCAUGAUUCAGUGGUAGGCCCAGGAGCAGCUGAAUUAUAUUUAUACGUGGCUGGAGAUAAGGCAAGGUAUAUGUUUAUCGAUCAAGACAUUUUUGGAGCAUUUUCAUUACCUGUGCUUUAUUUUAAAUUGUACAAUAAUUUUGUGUAAUAUUAAUUUGAUACAGCUCAAAGAAUAGGAUAUUGGAAGAAUUUAACCUCAUUCACAGUUAAGUUGUUUGUAUGACUGUAAUCAAGUGUUCUGAAU